UGCCGCUGACCGUGCUGAUGGUGGGCUGGACCCUAUGGUACUUCGUCGGCCCCGACGUCCCUCUCUACGUCCGGUUCACCGUCGGCUACACCUGGUUCUGCUCUCUCUUCAUGAUCGUCCUCGUCCCCGCCGACAUCUGGGCCGUACAUUCUCUCCUUCUCUCUCUCUUCAAUUUUUGUAUGAUUAUUAUUAUUAUUAUUGUGUGUGUGUGUGUGUGUGAUAUUUCUGGAUAAUCGAUCGGAUCGGAUUUGAUAUUCUUAACAUUUCAUUUGCUAGUGUAUGUUUUGAUAAUGGCAAAUUGCCGGAAUAAUAGGAAGUUUGGUCGAAUUCCGGUCUGUUGCAGCUUUAGAAAUUGAAUCGGAAAAAGCUAUGAAGUGUGGAUUCUAGUUGCCUAUGUGUGAUAUGUUGUUGAUGUUUUUCGAUCAAGUGAUUGCGUUUUGUUUAGGAAUAGAUGUUUAACUCACUUUCGUGUAUUUAUAGGUGUCAUAUUAGAUACGGUUUCACUGAAAUUAUUUGGUGUAGGAUACAUAUUUAGUGUUUGGGGGAUGAGAUAUGGUUUCGAUAGAGGGUUUCGUGUGUAUCUUAGUUGGGUGGGAUUGAGGAUUGUUAGUGUAGUCAACUUGCUAUGGAGGCUUGCAUAAUUUGUUGAUGAGGUAGGAACGGGGAAUGUAGCUCAAUCUGUGAUUUGUAAGUGAAGAGAAUUUCUGAGUUGGUUUAGGAUACAGAAAAAUUUCAUUAGAGGGAGCUGUGUUUUCAUUAGGGGCUUAAGACUCCCCAUAGUUUAAAACUUCUGCACUUGAAAGAACACGUUCUUACUAUUCUAAAAAUCAUUUAAACUGCUUCUUAAUUUAGAGCAUAUAUAGUGAUCAGAAAGAUGUAAAUUUAUCGUGAAUGAAUCUCAUAAAAAGGAAGCUCAACUCGAAGGAAUGUUACUUUAUUUAUUGAACAUGUCUAAAAUACUGUUGCUGAUAUUGCUUCACCUUCUUAGACACUUGGCAAUAAAGGAGGCAUCUCUUUCUUGUGGAGCUGGUUAUACUGGAGUUCAUUUUUACUUACAUGGGCUGUGGCACCUGUCAUUCAGGGUUAUGAAGAUGCAGGGGACUUUACUAUCCAGGACAGACUGCGGACUAGUGUUCAUGUAAAUCUAAUCUACUAUUUAUCCGUUGGUUCAAUUGCAUUGUGCGGACUUGUCCUGCUCGUCAUUAUGCACAAGGACUGGUGUACACUUUCAUGAGUAAACGUGUCCAUAAUUGAAUACAGCGGGUGACAAUAUUUUAGGUCUUGCUAUGGCUUGUGCAAAUACAUUUGGUCUGGUGACAGGAGCUUUUCUUUUGGGCUAUGGUUUGAGUGAAAUUCCAAGAGGUGUAUGGACAAAUGCAAAUUGGACAUAUCGUCACAAAUUCCUGUCUCAUAAUGUGUACAGAGUGGCAGUCAAACUUGAUGAUGCUCAUGAAGAUUUUUCAAACGCAAUAGUAGUUGCUCAAGCGACAUCAAAGCAGAUGUCUAAGCGUGAUCCACUUAAACCAUACAUGAACAAAAUUGACAAAAUGUUGGCAAAGAUGCUUAAUGAAGAUUCUACUUUUAAACCAGGAGGAGGCAAAUUAGGGGGAGGUGAUAUGGAUUAUGACACCGAUAAAACUAGCAUGGCGUCUCUUAGAAAACAUCUGAGGAAAGCUAGGGAGAGGUAUUACCGAUAUAAGAGUGAGUAUACGAAUUUUGUUAGAGAGGCUUUAGAGCUAGAGGACACCAUGAAGAGUUAUGAGCAUUGUAGUUCUAAUGGAUGGAAAUACAUGUCAAGUUUUAGACCUGAGCGUAAAGGCAAAUUCGGGUCCUUUCUUGAUAUCUCUGAACUGAUAUGGCGAUGCAUAGUGAGAAAACAACUAGGGAGAAUUAUGGCUGUUAUAUGGGGUUGCAUGACUGCUGCAAUUCUUGUUGCAGAGGCCACUAUUAUGUUGAACGACGUAGAUUUAUCUCUUUUCUCAGUUCUUAUAAACAAGAUUGGCAGGCAUGAGUUACUUGUGCAGGUUACUGCUCUUAUUCCUCUAAUAUACAUGUGUGUCUGCACAUAUUUUUCUCUAAUCAAAAUCGGAAUGCUGACAUUUUACUCCCUGACUCCGGGACAAACAAGUUCAGUUAGCUUGCUGAUGAUAUGCGCGAUGGUUGCACGCUAUGCUCCUCCGAUUGCAUACAAUUUUCUCAACCUCAUCAAUCUUCCAAACGACGCCAAGACUACAUUUGAGAAGAAAAUGGGGAAUAUUGAUGACGCAGUUCCAUUCUUUGGGAAAGGGUUCAACAGAAUCUAUCCACUCAUAAUGGUUGUUUUCACCAUAUUGGUUGCAGUAAAUUUUUUUGAUCGCGUAAUUGGAUACUUGAGAAAUUGGAAUAUAUUCAAUUACCAAGACGAAGGAGUCGAAGAUGCAGACGGAUUCAAUCCCGCGGGAUUAGUUAUUCUGAAUAAAGAACGAUCUUGGGUUGAACAAGGCCAUAAAGUAGGCGAACUUGUCGUUCCUUUGGCACGAAAUUUCCACAAUGUCACCAUUGAUCUUGAAUCCGGAGGCAACACCGUGAUUCCGCAGAUCCAAAGGCAGACAUCAAGAUUGAUCGAGGAGGAGGGGCCGAGCAGUCACUCGCAACACCUGAGAUCGGUUAUGCAGAAAGAUGGCGACCGCAGGAGACCACACGCUAAAGAGAAGGAGAGUGUUGAAACAGCGCAACGCAUCAGCAUGCAGCAAGGGAAGAGAUCGACUAGCGGAGUAGCCUCAACAUGGGAAUCGAUGAAGACGGGCUUCCAGAAUUUCAAGUCCCGUGUUGAUGCUAACAGAUUCAUCCGGCUAGGCCAUGACACCGACCACCGUCAUACUUCAUCUCCCGAGUCACUCGAUGAGAUCUUCGAGAGAAUCAGCCGGCCCAGCUCCCGUCCGACGAGCUUCGACGACGAGAAUGAUAUUGAUGGUGAUAUUGCAAUGGCGGCCAUUCAGAGGCAAGGCCUUAGUAGAUAGCAGAUAUAAGAUUGAUGAUUUUAUAGCAAUGUUUCAAACCAAUUGUAAGGUUUUAUAUAAAUAGAGUAAUAUACUUAUGAAUCCUUGAAUCAUCAUUACCACUUGCAAGUUAGA
This is a messenger RNA of Salvia splendens (bonfire salvia), 3113 nucleotides long. Its product is annotated as LMBR1 domain-containing protein 2 homolog A. The coding region runs from base 1287 to 2999 and encodes 570 amino acids. NCBI's taxonomy places the organism in Eukaryota, Viridiplantae, Streptophyta, Magnoliopsida, Lamiales, Lamiaceae. The record is from RefSeq and is a predicted model, not a curated record. The transcript has 14 exons. Gene Ontology annotation, cellular component: membrane.